Molecule: messenger RNA, 1842 nt
Organism: Aspergillus tanneri
Lineage: Eukaryota; Fungi; Ascomycota; Eurotiomycetes; Eurotiales; Aspergillaceae
Gene: sebA
Product: putative C2H2 transcription factor (Seb1)
Exons: 2
Coding region: 1-1842 (613 amino acids)
Biological process (GO): regulation of transcription by RNA polymerase II
Cellular component (GO): nucleus
Molecular function (GO): DNA-binding transcription factor activity, RNA polymerase II-specific; RNA polymerase II transcription regulatory region sequence-specific DNA binding
Source: RefSeq, a predicted model, not a curated record
AUGGCGCCAGCGUCGGUGCAGGGGCAACCGCCAUUCGCAUACUAUCCCGCUCCUGAGUCGCAACAUAGAUCACAGCAGCAACAUUUCACAAGUCAUCCCUCUGACAUGCAACAAUACUAUGGACAGAUGCAUGCCUUCCAACGUGCAUCCCAACACCAGCCAUUGCAGCAUGGUUUGCCUGACCAGCCAAUCUAUGCCUCACAACCUAUGAUGAACAUGCACCAGAUGGCUACCACCAAUGCGUUCCGAGGGUCAAUGAACAUGACUCCCGUCGCUUCCCCCCAGCCUUCUCAUUAUAAGGCCGCCGUCGUUGCUCAGCAUGGUUCAAACUUGAUGCCUAUUGAUACGAGGUUUGUCAGUAACGACUACUACAAUUUCCCUUCAACUCCCCCACUGUCAACUGCCGGAAGCUCUAUCAGCAGUCCCCCAUCGACCAGUGGUACUCUCCAUACCCCGAUCAAUGACAGCUUCUUCACGUUUGAGAAAGUUGAAGGGGUGAAAGAAGGCUGUGAAAAUGAUGUGCAUGCUGAAAUUCUGGCCAAUGCUGACUGGUCUCGGUCUGCUUCGCCACCCAUGACACCUGUGUUUAUCCAUCCCCCCUCACUCACCGCCAGCCAAAGCUCAGACCUUUUGUCCAACAACAGCUCUUGUCCAUCCCUUUCUCCCUCUCCGCCUCCUGUGUCUUCCACCUUGAUCAGCCAGUCUCAGUCGGGUCUACCCACUGAACAAUCUAGCUCCUUUUGCGACCCGAGGCAGCUCACUGUCGAAUCAUCCACCAACCCCGCUACCCCUUCCGACCUGCCUCCUCUGCCCAACCUUACAUGCGAUGACGAGGAACCAAAGGUGGUAUUGAGCUGUGAGGCUGUGACUUUGCCGAUUAAUGAGAAUCCGUCGCCGUGCUUCACCGGCCAUACCGAGGAUCCCCUGAGUACACUGCCGACCUUUGAUAGCUUUUCUGACCUGGACUCGGACGACGAGUUUGUCAACCGCCUCGUUGACUUCCACCCCAGUGGCAACACUUUCUACCUGGGCGAAAAGAGACAGCGCAUGAGCACAUUCUCGCUUGAUGAGGACGAAUUCCUGAGUGAGCAGAGCCUAGAGGAUUCGGAUGACCAGGCCUCAACCCUGUCGGGCCUUCCUACUCUGGAUAGCUCUGAGUUCACUGGGUUUGCUAGCGCUGUUAAUGAUAGCUCGGACGAGAUGUUGAAGAAGCGGACCAACUCCCGCAGGCCUUUCAAGAGGACGGAAACUGACUCGGAUGUAUUGGACAAGAAAAGUGAGCCUCCAGCGAGCCACCGUUCAGGCAGCACUGCAUCCGAUUCUUCCGUUCAACUGGCAAGCGUUGACGCUCAUUCCAAUUCGGAUGUGAACGGUUCGAGCUCGCUUGAAGCCACCGUUGCACCUGUAUCGGUCAAUCGCCGAGGCCGGAAACAAUCGCUGACCGAUGAUCCUUCCAAGACCUUCGUCUGCACUCUCUGCUCACGUCGCUUCCGUCGCCAGGAGCACCUCAAGCGCCAUUAUCGUUCUCUGCACACUCAAGACAAGCCGUUUGAAUGCAACGAGUGCGGCAAGAAAUUCUCGCGUAGCGACAAUCUUGCGCAGCACGCCAGAACUCAUGCUGGCGGAUCAAUCGUGAUGGGGGUUCUUGAUGCGAACAGUGUGUCUCAGCGCGCCUCGUAUGAGGACCGAGAUCCAUCCGUCCUAGGUGCAGUGCUAUAUGAAGCUGCAAAUGCCGCUGCGACGAAAUCGACAACCAGCGAAUCCUCCGAGGAUGGUGUUUCAGAAACUCCAUCUGUCGAUCGACGAUCUGCCAAGAAGCGCAAGCGCGAGGAGAACGCUUGA